Eimeria acervulina is the source of this 609-nucleotide messenger RNA. RefSeq lists its product as hypothetical. The transcript is spliced from 3 exons. NCBI's taxonomy places the organism in Eukaryota, Apicomplexa, Conoidasida, Eucoccidiorida, Eimeriidae. The coding region runs from base 1 to 609 and encodes 202 amino acids. The record is from RefSeq and is a predicted model, not a curated record.
AUGCUUUUAGGUGUACAGACACCUCACACUAGCAGCAACGGCUCCCAACGUUUAACAGCCCAGAAACCAGCAGCAGCAGCAGAAGCAGCAGCAGUAGAAGCAGCAGCAGCAGCAGCAGCAGUGCUAUUGGAGGCAGCCGUAGCGACACCAGUGGUAGCAGUCGCCCCAGCAGCAGUGGCAGCACCAAUAGCAGCAGCAGCAGCGACCGCAGCAAUAGUAGCAGACAUAGUAGCAGCGGCAGGAGAAACGGCAGGAGCAGCAACGGCAGCCCCAGCAGCAGCAGCAAUAGCAGCAGCAGCAGUAGCAAUAGCAGCAGCAGCAGCAAGCGAAGAACUACUCGCUUGCCUUGUUUCUUUAGAUUCCGCAGCAGCAGCAGCUGCUGCUGCUGUAGCUGCAGCAGCAGCAGCGGCAGCACCCAGCGCAGCAGAAGCAACAGAGCGCCCACUAGCAGACCAGAGGGGAGUAAGUGACAUCGCGCUGCAUGCAGCAUCUUCUCGUUUGCUGCUGCCUCCGAAAGAAGCAAGCAACCUUCCCCUGCAUACCGAGCAGCAGCAGCAGAAGCAGCAGCAGCAGCAGCAGUGGCGGCAGCUGAGUCUUGAGGCCCUAUGA